AUGGAUAUUCCUCCUCUUGAUGAUAAUUCGCUACUUGCAUCAUCAUCAUCGGGAUCCCAUCAAACAUAUAAUUAUCCAAAAAUUGAACCUCUCGGAGAAGGUACCUAUGGUGAGGUUUAUAAAUCCAUCGGACCUAACAAACAACUGGUAGCCUUGAAAUGCAUCAAAUUGGAUCAACUCAAUGAAGGUGUUCCUUGUACGGCCAUUCGAGAAAUUGCCAUCCUCAAGGAAUUAAAACAUCCCAAUGUUGUGAGAUUGGUCGAUUUGGUACACUCAAUGGAUCAAUUGACACUUGUAUUUGAAUAUUGCAAUUAUGGAGAUUUGAAGGCAUACAUUAAUAAUGUUGCUGGGGAUGGAAAGGGCCUUCCUCCCAAACAAGUGAAAAACUUUAUGAGACAAAUGCUCAAGGGCAUUGAAUAUUGUCACAUGCAAAGUGUGCUUCAUCGAGAUUUAAAGCCACAGAAUAUUCUGGUCAAUGCUGGGUCCACAUCGGCGACUGGUACGUCGUCUUCUCCCGCUGGCAGCAGUGCAACUCACAUGCAGCAAAAACAGUUUAUAGGCGGCAGCAGCAGUAGCCAUAAUGGUCACCGAAUGACGAAUAAUCCUCCUCAAAAUGUCCCAUCUACGGAUAAAAUUGAGCUCAAACUUGGGGACUUUGGAUUGGCUCGAUCCUUUGGAAUUCCAGUGAGGAAAUUGUCACACGAAGUAGUCACAUUGUGGUAUCGCUCCAUUGAUAUUUUACUUGGAAGCCAGUCGUACGGCUACGGAGUCGAUAUUUGGAGUUUAGGUUGUAUAUUUGCAGAAAUGGUCACUGGUAAACCUUUAUUUACAGGUAAAGAUGAAAUGUCACAAUUAGCGAAUAUCAUUUCAAAGAUGGGUCUACCGUCUGCAACUGAUUGGCCAGAUGUGAAACAAUUACCGAAUUAUGACAUUCUCAUUAACAAGAUUGCCAGAAAAACCUCAAUUCCAUGCCAUGGUCGGAUUUCGAAAGAACAAUUUAGCAAAGAUAUUUUACACAACAAGCUAGAUCCUGCAGGAGUUGAUUUACUGUACAGAAUGUUGGAAUAUGAUCCAAACAAGAGACCAUCUGCCACAGAGUGUCUCAAACAUCCUUACUUUAGCACCAACUAG
Molecule: messenger RNA, 1131 nt
Organism: Naegleria fowleri
Lineage: Eukaryota; Heterolobosea; Eutetramitea; Acrasida; Naegleriidae
Exons: 1
Coding region: 1-1131 (376 amino acids)
Biological process (GO): protein phosphorylation
Cellular component (GO): cytoplasm; nucleus
Molecular function (GO): ATP binding; cyclin-dependent protein serine/threonine kinase activity
Source: RefSeq, a predicted model, not a curated record